This is a messenger RNA of Staurois parvus, 334 nucleotides long. Lineage: Eukaryota; Metazoa; Chordata; Amphibia; Anura; Ranidae. The record is from the annotation of a GenBank genome assembly.
GCACUGCUGGGCACCGAUCAUCAGAGCACUGAUCAUCAGUGCCCUGAUGAUAGGUGCCGAUCCCCGCUCUGACAACUGCCGGUUCUCGGCAGUACUUUCCUCACGUUCUGACAGCGUGAGGAAAGUGCAGCCGAGAACCGGCAAAUUGCAUUUCCCUGUGAUCAGUGUGUCACUGGACACAGCUGAUCACAUGUGCACCCACCAGUGCCGCUCAUCUGUGCCCAGCAGUGCCGCCCAAAAGUGCCCACCAGUGCCACCCAUCUGUGCCCAUCAGUGCCCAGCAGUGCCACCCAUCAGUGCCCAGCAGUGCCACCCAUCAGUGCCACCCAUCAGU